This is a messenger RNA of Drosophila bipectinata, 1404 nucleotides long. Its product is annotated as M-phase inducer phosphatase. The record is from RefSeq and is a predicted model, not a curated record. NCBI's taxonomy places the organism in Eukaryota, Metazoa, Arthropoda, Insecta, Diptera, Drosophilidae.
UUCCCAACCGUGCGACCACAUCGUUCGAAUACAAAUGUCUAACAAAUGUUUAUAUUUAUGUGUUGUAUAUUUAUUAAAAUAUACAAUAAUUGUGUAAAUGUAUGUGUAAAUACACAAGUGCUUAGACAUAAAACACUGGUUUUAAAAUCUUUAAAAUAAUAUGUAACAUAAAUUUAAACGAAUAAGUACACAUAUACAUAUACACUCAUGUAUAUUGAGAUGGCCUCUAGUUCUUCAAAGAAAAGCAAGUCCUCCGGUAUGCGUAUUCUGUGGAUACCAGGGCGUAAGCCCCACUCCAAGGGUCGCUAUAACGCUGCCAACAAGCACAUCCCGUAUUUGGGGCAGCAAAAAAAGAGCGAGGUGUGGUCUCUGGGAGGCAGCAGAGCCCAGUCCGAACUCAUUGAUUUGCCAACCUCUAAUGACUCCAACAUCAUACCAAGUUCGUCUUUAAGUAUCAUGGCAUCUUGCUCAUUGGUACAAAGCACUAACGGCUCCUGCGAAGACAUAGCUGUUAUAUCUGAGAGUGCCACUUUACCGAUCACAGCUUCGAGUUCUGACUCACAAAGCAUGAGUAUUCCUUUCUCGGAUAUCGCGCCAUCCCCUUCAUCGUCUAGAGCCAUGGGAUCUUCGAAUGUGAUUACAACAGUUGAAAUCCAGCAUUUGCAAAACUUCCUUUGUCCUAAUAACAUGCCAAAGGUUCCAGCUACACUCCAAGCACCUGCCGAAAAUGAAACAGGUUUCAACAGCUCUACAGGAACUACAGCCUCGGUAGCCACAAACUCAUCGCCAAUAGCUAAUCAUAAACCGGAAGUUCCACUCACAUCUCCUUCUCUACAUAUUUCUCCACAGAAGAAUAAAUAUAAAAAUCACAAUAAUAAUCAGGAGGACAUCAAUUCCAUAGAGAGUCUAUCAAGUUUUCCAAGGUUUCAGUGUAACACCGAUUUUGAUUGGAUUGAUGAAAUGGUGCAGCAACGCAACUGUAAUGAGCUGUCGCACAAGAACAAGCGCAAAAAAUCGAAGAAGGCUCUACAGAGCUUGGAAACAGACCAGUUGGAUGGAAAGAUCUACAACUACGAUGACUCUAAGGAAAAGCUUAAAGACAAAAAAGAUGACAAUGGCGACGAGAAAGUCGUUAAAUGUUUAUACUACUCGCUUAUGUGCUGCGACUGCACUAUAUCGUAAGAACUUCAUUACGAAAUGUGUUCCCAUGUAAAAUAUCCCUCGAUUAAAUAUGUAAUAUGUAUAUCUAAAUUUUGUAAACCUUAGCAUAAUUACUGCACAAGGGAAAGUAUUUCGACAGAAGACAAAAGUAAAGUAUUAACGAAUUUAUAAUUUACAAACAAAUAAUUAUUAACAUUUGAAUAUAAAUAAAAGCAACUCGAAUUUGCAGUUGUUUUUGAUUAA